Molecule: messenger RNA, 1152 nt
Organism: Eucalyptus grandis
Lineage: Eukaryota; Viridiplantae; Streptophyta; Magnoliopsida; Myrtales; Myrtaceae
Product: F-box/LRR-repeat protein At4g14103
Exons: 3
Coding region: 1-1152 (383 amino acids)
Molecular function (GO): protein binding
Source: RefSeq, a predicted model, not a curated record
AUGGAUGCGGUCGCUUACAACAUCGACGAUCUUCCAGAGGCGAUCCUUGAACACAUCCUAUCUUUUGUUCCACUGAAGGAUGCUGUCGGAACGUGCAUACUGUCGAAAAAGUGGCGAUAUCUUUGGACAUCCCGUCGUAAUCUUGCACUUUUGGAGUGGCCCUUUUCGAGGAGGGAGCAUUUUACCAACUUCGUGGAUAGAAUAAUUAUUCUCCGAGGUUCUGCUCGCAUAGGACGGUUGAUCCUCAGUUGUGACGUUUUGGGCGAUGCAUCCCGUGUAAAUUCAUGGGUAUCUGCUUCUGUAAAGUGCAAAGUCGAAGAGUGCUUUGUCGACCUUUCGGAUAUCCAAGGAGAUUUCGUCUUGCCGAAUUGCUUGUUCACUUGCGCAACACUGACCCACAUGGCAUUAUCCAUCCCAUGGGCGUUGACUCUACCAUCUCGAAUUCGCCUUCCAAAUCUUAAAGUCUUGCAUCUCGUGAGCACCACAUUUGUAGAGGAGCGCUCGACUGAGCUGCUGUUAUCAAGCCCGGUGCUUGAGGAGUUGAACAUAGAGGAAUGUGCUUGGGAUAAUCUCAAGACACUGACCAUUCGUGCUCCUAUGCUGAAGUUCUUGACCAUACGCGAAGAGGAUUUCGAUUAUUCAUCGAUUGACCCAUAUAGCUACCGAGUUUCUAUAUAUGGAAAUAAUCUUGAAAGCAUACAUUGCAUGAGUCCAUUCUUGAAUGAUUAUCGGGUCGAAAACACAGGCUCAUUGCUGAAGGUGCACAUCAGUGUCACCGACUGUUUACCAAGUAGGUUCAAACAACUUGCCAACCGUCUAUGUAAGCUUCUCAAAGCGAUGUGUUCUGUCAAAAAAUUGAAACUGUCGAGCACGACUGUCAACGUUCUAAGUAGUGCAGACGGGCUAUACUGGCAUCUGCCUGUCUUUCCUAAUCUAAAGUCGUUAGAAGUCGGGUGCUUAGACUUAAAGCGUCGAGUGCUUUUCAAGUUGCUGCACAAUUCCCCGCAUCUCGAAAAGCUUGAAUUUGGCGAGGGUAUCAAGCUACCCCAGAAUAAUGAAGAAGAUGAUUCGAUAUUGGAUCCCGCACCGCAAUGUUUCGCCUCGCACCUUAGGAAGAUUAAAUUAUUUGAUUUGUGCCUGUGCGAGAAGUAA